AUGAUAUCGAUUAAGACAACGUCACUCACGGACGCGAUCGACUUCUAUUUCCAACUCUGCUCGAUAGAGGGCAACUGUGAGUCGCUGAGUGUGAUGGCGGCUACGUUGGCCAAUGGAGGUGUAUGCCCCAUCACAAAUGAGAAAUGCAUUGACUCAAAUCCCUGCCGAGAUGUGUUGUCACUGAUGUACAGUUGUGGCAUGUACGACGCUUCAGGACAAUUUUCGUUUUCGAAACUCAUUGCCAAGUUCAACUUCCACAAUUAUGACUGCCUUUUGCAUACCACGUCGAAUAAAAUUGACCCACGACGACGAGAUAUUCGUGAGCGGGACGCUGUCAUGCCAGCGAUGUAUGUGGCGCGAUCCAGAGAUAUGUGGCCAUUACAC
This is a messenger RNA of Ostertagia ostertagi, 384 nucleotides long. The record is from the annotation of a GenBank genome assembly. Lineage: Eukaryota; Metazoa; Nematoda; Chromadorea; Rhabditida; Trichostrongylidae.